Messenger RNA from Protopterus annectens (West African lungfish), 1410 nucleotides. RefSeq names its product N-acetyllactosaminide beta-1,3-N-acetylglucosaminyltransferase 3-like. The transcript is spliced from 2 exons. Bases 154 to 1293 code for a protein of 379 amino acids. Gene Ontology annotation, cellular component: membrane. Gene Ontology annotation, molecular function: hexosyltransferase activity. The record is from RefSeq and is a predicted model, not a curated record. Lineage: Eukaryota; Metazoa; Chordata; Ceratodontiformes; Protopteridae.
AAUAUUAACAGAAUGUUAUUAAUUUGCUUUUGACAAAGAAUGGGUGUAAACAAGAGCCUUUAAAAAGCACUGACAUUUAAGAUGUGACUAGACAGGUGAGGACCUCCACAGCUAAGUCCGAUAUUGCAAGAGGGAUCUGUAGAUACUUCAGACAUGUAUAGAUGGAACUAUUCUGUAGGAUAUUUGGUCCUGUUUGGUCUUGGGACUUAUUUACUCUUUCUCCUCUUUCUGGGACAACCUCAAAACAACUUUCAGAAAGUUAAUGAAAAAAUGACAUCAGUGCCUGCAAGAACUACAGAGAACCUAUCCAAUGCCACUCAACCAAAUGUGGUAUUAGACUGCAUAGAAAAUGCAUCAUUUGCGAAGAAUGAAAAUGUUUUGAUAUUACCAGACCACAUAAAGGACUUUCUGAAGUAUAGACACUGUAAGAGUUUCCCACUCCUUCGGGAAACUCCAAAGAAAUGUGGUGGUCCUGAGCAGUCAGACAAAGUCUUUCUCCUUCUUGCUAUCAAGUCCUCACCUAAGAACUAUGCACGUAGAGAGGCCAUUCGUAAAACCUGGGGAGGAGAGCGAAUAUAUGAAGGAGUGCAAAUACAGCGUCUGUUCAUACUUGGAGUCACUUCAGAUCAGAAACAAAAAAAGAAACUUCAGCACCUCCUCUCAAUUGAGAGUGAAGAAAAUGGGGACAUCCUUCAGUGGGAUUUUUAUGACACUUUCUUCAAUUUAACUCUAAAGCAGGUACUUUUCCAUGAGUGGCUAGAGCAAAACUGUCCCCAUGUAAAAUUUCUGCUGAAUGGUGAUGAUGAUGUGUUUGUUAAUUCUGAUGCUGUUGUGCAGUAUUUAUUAGGUCUAAAUGGAAACAAUGGUGAUAAACACUUGUUUGUUGGACAGCUUGUUAAAACUGUGUAUCUGGAACGUGAUAAAUCAAGCAAAUACUACGUACCAGAAAUAGUAGCAUCACAGCAGUCCUAUCCUCCUUAUUGUGCAGGUGGUGGAUUCUUGCUGUCAGGAUUUACAGCCAGGCAGAUCUACAAGGCAUCUCUGAACAUUACUCUCCUGCCGAUUGAUGAUAUUUACAUUGGGAUGUGUCUGGAGAGGGCAGGACUCUCACCAGAGUCUCACAUAAGCAUCAAAACAGGAGGUCUAAGUGUCCCUUCAGACUCAAUGGAUUCCUUUGACCCUUGCUUCUACAAAGAUAUGCUUUUGGUUCAUCGUUUUUUAUCUUAUGAGAUGAUAGUGAUGUGGAAAGCCAUACAUGACCCUACCCUAGAAUGUGGGAUUUCUGUAAUUUGAAAAAAAAGUCAGUAUACAUCUGAGGAUUUAAAAGUUAUCUUUAUUAAAGUUUUGAAAUGUAAGAACAGUGUCACCCUUUUCUCAAACAGGAGCCUUGCAGGAGAUUAAUAAAUGUGA